CCUCAACGGCUGCUGCUUCUUUUCGGGUCCGUCUGUGUUGAUAGCGGCUUUUGCUUCCACACGUGCAAUCAUUCCUAUGUGAAUCUCCGUCUUUCGGACCCGCUGAUCAACUCGUCCUGCUCUGUCAGAAUAGGUGUAAAGACAUAGAAACCGACAACCAUGGGAGCAUAUCUGUCGCAGCCUAACACGACCAAGAGCUCUUCCGAUGGCGGCAACAGCAGCAUGAGCUACGGCUUCUCUGCCAUGCAGGGCUGGCGGGUCUCCAUGGAGGAUGCUCACAAUUGUAUCCCAGAGUUCGAUGAGGAGACGGCCAUGUUUUCUGUGUACGAUGGACACGGAGGUGAAGAGGUGGCUCUGUACUGUUCAAAGUACCUUCCUGACAUCAUCAAGGAACAGAAAACCUACAAGGAUGGCAAACUUCAAAAGGCGCUGGAGGAUGCCUUCUUGGCUGUCGACAGCAGAAUGACCACAGAGGAAGUCAUCAAGGAGCUGGUCCAGAUCGCUGGACGACCCACUGAGGAGCCUCCUGCUGAAAAGGUGGCAGAGGAGGACGACUUGGACACAGAGGAGGCAGCUUUGCUCCACGAGGAGGCCACCAUGACCAUAGAGGAGCUGCUGAUUCGCUAUGGCCAGAACCGCAAUGCUGUCAAACAUGCUGCGGCCCUCAGUGCCGCUGCUAAGAAGGCGUCCUGCCCGCAUCCCGAGGCCUCGACAGGCAAAGGAGAAAGUGUUGACGGACCGAAGAAAGAGGGGCUGAACGGAGAGGUGGAGGAGGAGAGCAACGGGAAAGUGAAGGAGGGCGAAGGAGCAUCGUGCGGGUCCAAGCUGCGAGCCUGUCGAAGAACAGGAGCAGGUGAAGGCAGUGGAGCAGCAGCCGACUGUGGAGAGUCAGGAAGCUCCAAUGGAGAAGAAAAGGCCGGAAAGGCAGAAGGAGAUGCAGGUCCUUCCUGCUCCUGGUCCUCGAAGGCUGCAGCACAUUCCAAGUCGAGGUUCUUUGAUGACAGCGAGGAGUCAGAGGAGGGAGAGGAGGAGGAGGAGGGCAGCGAUGAAGAGGAUGGCAGUGAAGAGGAGGAGGGAGACAGCAGUGAGUUGGAAGAAGAGGAGGACACAGAGGAGGGAGAGGAAGACUCUGAGGAUGAAGAGGAGGAGGAAAUGUGUCUGCCAGGGAUGGACGGCAAAGAGGAGCCCGGCUCAGACAGCGGCACCACGGCUGUCGUGGCUCUGAUCCGAGGGAAGCAGCUGAUCGUGGCCAACGCUGGAGACUCCCGCUGCGUUGUGUCUGAACGCGGCAAAGCUGUCGACAUGUCGUACGACCACAAGCCAGAGGACGAGGUGGAGCUCGCUCGCAUCAAAAAUGCUGGUGGGAAAGUGACCAUGGACGGACGAGUCAACGGUGGACUGAACCUCUCCAGAGCUAUCGGUGACCACUUCUACAAGAGGAACAAGAGUCUGCCACCAGAGGAGCAGAUGAUUUCCGCGAUGCCCGAUGUCAAAGUUCUUACUCUCAACGAGGACCACGACUUCAUGGUCAUUGCCUGCGACGGUAUCUGGAAUGUGCUCAGCAGUCAGGAGGUGGUGGACUUCAUCAGUGAAAGGAUCAAACCCGACCAGAGUGGCAAAGCCAGACCUCUCUCAUCCAUAGUGGAAGAGCUGUUGGACCACUGUUUGGCCCCCGACACAUCUGGAGACGGGACGGGAUGUGACAACAUGACCUGCAUCAUUGUCACCUUCCGGCAACACCCGUCCCCCACUCAGUCAGACGACACAAAGAAGAGGAAGCACCAGGAGGGGGCAGAAGGGACUGAGUCGGAGGAGAACGGAAACGACAGCAAAAAGGCAAAAAGUGACUAAAAGAAGAGAGAAACUAUCCCAGAGGGAGCAGCUGGUCUAAGGCUACCCCAGAUACACCAGAGACACAUUCUGUUCAAAGUUAAAACCUUACCUCACAGACAACAUUUCACCCUGAAACAGACAUCACAAAGGCUAUAUACAUGCUCAAAGAUCAGCUGAACUAAGACCAUCACUAUAGUGUUUGUGCUCUGUUCUGGGUGGAGUUUCACUUUAACACACCCUGCAGUUGUUUCCUUCAAUUGGUCCAGUUGGAACAAAAAAACUGGACACACUUUUAGUUCUUAAAUUCAAAAGAGGCACCACUCACUGGCAUGCUAAAUAGCACAGCAGUUUCCAUGUAUUUGUAACUCGUAGGAGGCUGCAGAAGGAACCGGUCUACAGAGAUUGGUGUCCUUUUUCUUUUUUUUCUCUCUCUCUCUCUCUCUAAACAUUUUCAAGGCGCCUCAUCUUCCCUGCAGACACGCGCUGCACUCUCAUUGUUAAAAUCACUUCCCAUGUGACUGCUUCAGUUUGCUUCAGCAACAUUUUGAGGAUAGUUCAUGGAGUCACCUGUCUGAUCGCUGUGUCUCUUCACAUGCGAUCCCAUUGCGGCUUCGCAGUUUUAAACAUGCAUGCUACUAUUGAGACAAGCUGCACAAUACUUUUAAGUGUUGCGCCAACAAAGUGCCAUAAAAACUAUGGAUUCCUUUUUAGGCACUGUUUCACAUUCUCCUUUAAGUGAAAACGGAGAAAAAGACCUAAAAUGGCUGCGAUUGGCUUUGCGUAAAGGUAACCUCAGAAGAAUUAAUGGAGGAUAUUAUUGUCCCGUGAAACCUAAAUUGAAGCUUCACGAUGCAGUGAGAAUGAGUGUGCUAGUCUAGUGUUGCACUGAAUGUGUUGGUACCCUGUUUCAGGCUCCUCUCUGAUGUCAAUCUCUCAACCUGAGUUCGUCCAGGGGGCAGUUUCUGUGAGUCACUUUGACUCCACCUAUAGAAAGAGAGGAACUGAUGGAUUUGGGGUACUAGUCCAGUUGCUCUAGUUUUCCAUUUAUAUAUUUUUACCUAUUAGCACCCAUUUAAAAGGAUAUUUUUUCAGUCUCGCUGAUCACCAAACAGCCCAAAUACAUCGCCAUUAUCCUGCCUUUGUCAUUCCUGGUUCGUGUCUUGUCUAGAAUAAAAUCAAUUUCCAGAUGGGGGGAAAAAAUGCCAGGGUUUUUGGGAGCUAUUGUACUUUCCAUCUUUUAGAUAUGAUGGCAGGGAGCCUUUUAUUUCCAUCCAGAGAGAAGCGGUCCACCACACAGCUCGUCUCCAGGACUGCAAGCUCCCUCCAGCCCAGUUACUGUCCCCAUCUGUUCCCACUGUAACACCUUUUAAAGAUUAUCUCUAGGACAUGUGUUUUAAGUAAAAAAGUAUUUCCACUCAACCUUUUUUUUGUUUUAUUUGUUUGUUUGUUUUUCAUUUUUGAUGAAUCAGUCCUUUGGCCGUUUUUUAAACAAAUCCUUUUUGUGAGCACACUCUGAAAACGCCUUGACGCUGGACUGUGGAGAGGAUGUACGAGGUUAUCCUUCUGAGUGGAAAUACAAUUUGAAGUUCAGAGCACCAAGACAGUGUAACUGUUUAGAAGUUUGUUUUCUUUAUUUGCAGAAACCUCAUAUACAACAUUGUGUGACUGUAAGUUUGUUUCUAGUGUACUAUCUUGUCACCAUGCCCUUUUUUCUGUACAUAGUUUUUUCAAUACUUGUAAUUGAAGAAAAAGAAAACGCUUUUUCUUUGUAAUUGUGAGUCAAUGUGACAUUUUUGGUGCAUACUCUUUUGACACCAGUAUGUAAGUACAUACAAAUACAUUUUUUUAAAUAAUCAGAA
This is a messenger RNA of Stegastes partitus (bicolor damselfish), 3692 nucleotides long. It is a transcript of the gene ppm1g, whose product is annotated as protein phosphatase, Mg2+/Mn2+ dependent, 1G. The coding region runs from base 160 to 1851 and encodes 563 amino acids. NCBI's taxonomy places the organism in Eukaryota, Metazoa, Chordata, Actinopteri, Pomacentridae. Gene Ontology annotation, molecular function: protein serine/threonine phosphatase activity; cation binding. The transcript is spliced from 14 exons. Gene Ontology annotation, cellular component: nucleoplasm. The record is from RefSeq and is a predicted model, not a curated record. Gene Ontology annotation, biological process: protein dephosphorylation.